Molecule: messenger RNA, 1425 nt
Organism: Fusarium poae
Lineage: Eukaryota; Fungi; Ascomycota; Sordariomycetes; Hypocreales; Nectriaceae
Exons: 3
Coding region: 1-1425 (474 amino acids)
Molecular function (GO): N,N-dimethylaniline monooxygenase activity; flavin adenine dinucleotide binding; NADP binding
Source: RefSeq, a predicted model, not a curated record
AUGGGGGUCGUAAAACGCGUGGCUGUCAUCGGCGCCGGACCAGCGGGUGCCAUCGCCGUCGAUGCACUCUCUCAAGAAAAGACAUUCGAUCUCAUUCGUGUUUUUGAACGUCGCGAAGGUCCUGGAGGAUGUUGGAUCGGCGAUACAACACAACCUCCAACAAUCUCCAACUUGGCAAAGCUCGCAAACCGCACAGCAGAUGAGCAGUUGCCUAUUCCUAAACAAUUACCAGCUAUUCUGCCAAAUUCUACACAGCCUCGUCAUGAAGAGUCAUCAAUCUAUCCAUAUCUGGAAACCAACGUCGACACAUCGACCAUGGAGUACACCCAGGAGCCUAUCCCAGCCAUCCGGAGUGAAAGAUCAAUCGGCAUGCAUGGCCCGUCAACACCCUUUAGACACUGGAAAGUCAUGCGUGAUUACGUUGCUGGCAUCUUGGAGCGUAACCACUACGAGGAUCUUGUCUCGUACAACACAACUGUAGAACAUGCCGAGAAGGAAGGGGACGAGUGGAAGGUUGUACUGAGAAAGGGUGGAAAGAAGCAGGAUUAUUGGUGGACGGAGACGUUCGACGCUGUUGUGGUUGCGAGCGGUCACUAUUGGGUGCCCUAUGUCCCUGCUAUUGAAGGGCUGGAGCAGUUUGAGAAGACGAGGCCUGGGAGUGUUGUUCACAGCAAGCAUUUUCGUGGGAGGGAUACGUUUCAUGACAGGACAGUUGUGGUGGUAGGCGCCUCUGUUUCAGCAGCAGACAUUGCAGUUGAUCUCACCAACACGGCAAAAGCGCCUGUCCAUUGUAUCACCAUCGGACACACAUCAAACGUCUUCUUUGGCGACACAGCAUUCGAUCACCCCAACAUAAGACAGCACCCAUCCAUUGCCAAAGUCACGGGCCGAACCGUGCAUCUCAUUGACGGCACCAGUAUUCCGGAUGUAGACCACAUCGUCUUUGGCACAGGCUACAGCUGGACGCUGCCAUUUUUGCCUAGUCUGCCCGUACGAAACAACCGCGUACCGAAUCUGUACCAGCACGUUGUCUAUCAAAAGGAUCCCACGCUUCUCUUUGUCGGGGCGGUCGGCGCAGGUCUCACUUUCAAGAUCUUUGAGUGGCAGGCUGUGUAUGCAGCGCGUAUCCUUGCAGGACGUGCAACAGUGCCAUCGGAAGAGGAGAUGCAGAAGUGGGAGGCUGACAGGAUCGAGGAGCGAGGUGAUGGACCAAAGUUCUCUGUCGUGUUUCCGGAUUUUGAGGAUUACUUUGAGACUGUCAGAGAACUGGCUGGUGAAGGGGAGCCAGGCGUAGGUCGUAAAUUGCCUAAAUUCAAGAGGGAGUGGUUUAGGAAUUUUAUCGAGGGAACUGAGUUGAGGAAGGCUUUGUGGAGGAGGUGGAAUGCGAUAGCAAGAGAGGAAGUGGGUGUGAAGUCGAGGUUAUAA